AUGGCUGACAGCUACAAAGACAUGGAGAAAAAGGAGGAGUACACAAGGAGUGAUAGAGAAGCAGCUGAAAAACUAGGUCUUAUGGAGAAUGAUGCAAGCAUUCGUGAUUGUUUGCAUGAAGCAUCAAACUCUAAAAUGCCAUCAUCAUUUAGAAGAUUGUUUAUCACGUUGUUGGUUUAUUGUCAACCAACUGGGGUUCGAUCUCUAUGGGAUGAAUUUUAUCAUUACAUGGCUGAAGACUACUUAUAUUCAACUUCAACAAAUUCAGAUCUGGUAUGUGAUUCAGUUCUCUAUGACAUCGAUCGCAUGUUAAAACAAUUAGCACCAGUAUCUUUUAAAGAUGUACAUUGUGCCGAGCAUCUUAAUGACGACCAACAGUCUUCAUUUGAUAUCAUUGUGGAAACUAUUGAUGUAGAGAAUGGUCGAAUUUUCUUUAUAGAUGGUCCAGGUGGGACAGGUAAGACUUAUCUAUAUCGAACCAUACUUGCAACAGUCAAGCUUAAAAGGAAAUUUGGAUUACCGGUAGCCAGCUCAGGUAUUGGUGCCACACUAUUACAUCGAGGAAAAACCGCUCAUAACACUCUUGGUAUUCCGGUACGCUGCAUGCUUCGUCAACUUGGAAGUUUAGUAAACAAGAUGGAACAAUUGGUCAAGUAUGCAGCUGCCAUAAUAUGGGAUGAAGCAACAACGACUCAUCGACAUGCGUAUGAAGCAAAUGAUCGUAGUUUAAGAGAUCUAACAGGGGUUGAUGUUCCAUUUGGCGGCAAGGUCGUAGUGUUUGGUGGAGAUUUUAUACAAAUUUUACCCGUUGUACCAAAAGGAACAAAGGCUCAAACUAUAGAUGCGUGUUUGGUCAGGUCAACACUAUGGAGACAUGUUCAGCUACUUCAUCUCACUCAAAAUAUGAAAUCAAUACAUGAUCCAGAAUUUGCAGCUUUUCUUUUAAGAGUUGGAGAUGGAUGUGAGCCUACAGUUGAUGAAGACGUGAUAAAGUUACCAUAUUCAAUAUGUGUAGGAAAUGGUGAUCAAAUUACAGUUGAUAAUCUAAUCCAUCAAAUAUUCCCAAACCUAACUGAGUACGUAGGUGAUGUGUCAUACAUGGUACACAAAGCCAUUAUAACUCUAACAAAUGAUGAAGUUGACAUGAUGAAUGAGAAGAUACUUAAAGAGUUUGUCGGAGAAGAAAAAAUCUACUACUCAUGUGACUCAUUCCAGAAGAUCGUCAAAAUCUCUAUUAACAGGAGUUCUUGA
This is a messenger RNA of Chenopodium quinoa (quinoa), 1251 nucleotides long. RefSeq names its product ATP-dependent DNA helicase PIF1-like. Gene Ontology annotation, biological process: telomere maintenance; DNA repair. Gene Ontology annotation, molecular function: DNA helicase activity. Lineage: Eukaryota; Viridiplantae; Streptophyta; Magnoliopsida; Caryophyllales; Amaranthaceae. The transcript is spliced from 3 exons. Bases 1 to 1251 code for a protein of 416 amino acids. The record is from RefSeq and is a predicted model, not a curated record.